This is a messenger RNA of Onychomys torridus (southern grasshopper mouse), 1249 nucleotides long. RefSeq names its product SEC14-like protein 3. The record is from RefSeq and is a predicted model, not a curated record. NCBI's taxonomy places the organism in Eukaryota, Metazoa, Chordata, Mammalia, Rodentia, Cricetidae. The coding region runs from base 47 to 1249 and encodes 400 amino acids. Gene Ontology annotation, cellular component: nuclear speck; cytoplasm. The transcript is spliced from 12 exons.
GGCCUCUGCCUGCAGUGGUCACCUCUCCUCAGUCUCAGCCAUCACCAUGAGUGGCCGAGUUGGAGACCUGAGCCCCAAGCAGGCAGAGACCCUGGCCAAGUUCCGAGAAAAUGUCCAGGACGUGCUACCCGCCCUGCCAAACCCUGAUGAUUAUUUCCUUCUCCGUUGGCUCCGAGCUCGGAACUUUGACCUGCAGAAAUCGGAGGCCAUGCUCCGCAAGUACAUGGAGUUCCGGAAGACCAUGGACAUUGACCACAUCCUUGACUGGCAGCCCCCAGAGGUGAUCCAGAAGUACAUGCCUGGUGGCCUGUGUGGCUAUGACCGUGAUGGAUGCCCUGUAUGGUAUGACAUUAUCGGACCGCUGGACCCCAAAGGGUUGCUUUUCUCAGUCACCAAGCAGGACCUGCUGAAGACCAAGAUGAGGGACUGUGAGCGUAUCCUGCAUGAAUGUGACCUGCAGACAGAGCGGCUGGGGAGGAAGGUUGAAACCAUUGUGAUGAUAUUUGACUGCGAGGGUCUGGGACUGAAGCACUUCUGGAAACCUCUGGUGGAAGUGUACCAGGAGUUCUUUGGCCUCCUUGAAGCAAACUACCCAGAGACCCUGAAGUUCAUGCUCAUUGUGAAAGCCACCAAACUGUUCCCUGUGGGCUACAACCUCAUGAAGCCAUUCCUGAGUGAGGACACACGGAGGAAAAUUGUGGUGUUGGGAAGUAACUGGAAGGAAGGUUUGCUGAAACUCAUCAGUCCUGAGGAACUGCCUGCUCAUUUUGGGGGAACUCUGACUGAUCCAGAUGGGAACCCCAAAUGUUUGACCAAGAUCAACUAUGGUGGGGAGAUCCCCAAGUCCAUGUACGUGCGGGACCAGGUGAAGACUCAGUAUGAGCACUCAGUGCAGAUCAGCCGUGGCUCCUCACACCAGGUGGAAUAUGAGAUCCUGUUUCCAGGCUGUGUCCUCAGGUGGCAGUUCUCAUCUGAUGGUGCAGACAUCGGCUUCGGAAUUUUCCUCAAGACCAAGAUGGGGGAGAGGCAGAAAGCCGGGGAGAUGACUGAGGUGCUAACCAGCCAGCGCUACAAUGCCCACAUGGUACCUGAGGACGGGAGCCUCACCUGCGCAGAGGCUGGUGUCUAUGUCCUGCGCUUUGACAAUACCUAUAGCUUCGUCCAUGCCAAGAAGGUCAGCUUCACAGUGGAAGUGCUUCUCCCAGACGAGGGCAUGCAGAAAUAUGAUGAGGAGCUCACCCCUGUCUAG